This is a messenger RNA of Salvelinus sp. IW2-2015, 1412 nucleotides long. The record is from RefSeq and is a predicted model, not a curated record. NCBI's taxonomy places the organism in Eukaryota, Metazoa, Chordata, Actinopteri, Salmoniformes, Salmonidae.
UUGAAAAAGUUGGCAGUGCAAAGGUUACGCGGAAUUCGGAGUGCGUCGAGUGGAGUGCGCCUUUUAAUUGUGAUCUGAAGGGCAAAGGACAUGAGCAACCAAUCAUAACAGACCAAGAGACGCUGUCAAGGACCCUUCUCUUUGUGGACUGCUCUGGCACCAUUAACUUCAAUAUGAUAUUAUCAAAGAGGACAAAAGGAUAAGUCGCGGCGGCACAUGCGUCUUCAACGAAACGUCAUCUAGGCUAUUUCUCAGAGACACCGCUGUGGAUAGGCUACGCAGUGUCAUGAAAUGUGCGUUCGGCACCGUAGCCUAUGUGAUUCAAAACAUUAGUGUUGGAUCGUAAAUAAGGGCUUUUUGUCCUUUUUAAACGUUUUUAGAGACAAGGAUACAAUAUCGCAAAAUAUCUUAUCGGGACUAUAAAUGGACCUGUAGUCACGCUACUACUGACGCUCAACCACGGACCGUUUCAUGGGUUUCUGGCCAACAAUGGGCGAAUGUAACCGGGUUACAUACCCGAACCUCUAGCUUUGGAAUAUUGGUGGCCAUCAUUCAAAGUUCACACAACUCUCAGUAAAAUAGAUGCAACCAAACUGUAUUGAAUUUAACGUGAACGACUGAGAUUGAUUAAAUUAGGCUAUUUGUCAAUAUGCAGGCAUCAUAUGUGUGCGCUUGAUUGCCAAGAAUGAUUAGGUCGAUUGAUGGCAUUGAAUUAUAAAUUGUUUUAUUGUAGCCAAAUACAUUGUGCAAUUGUUGAUUAAUUAAGUUACAGUCUCAAGCCACUCAUUUGAGUGUUAGCCUACUCAUUUGCUAUAGACGGAUUCAUAAUGACUUAUUUGUAUAAAUUCAUAUAUUUCACGUUCUUAACAAACGGGAAGGGAAUGCCACCCCGGCUGUCAAUCCAUAACAUGGAACCUAAGGACUGCAGAUUGAAUAUUGAUUGAGUGGAGUGAAAAGAGAAAAGAAAAUCAUCAAUUCAUUUACGGAAAUUAGGCUUUUUGGAGUUCUGCACAAUGGGGAUUAUGCUUCAAGUUAUUCUAGGAAUGUUUCAGUUCCUCUUGCUCUCCAGAAUACCCACGUCCCAUGCCAAGCUAGCCCACUGGAGACCUGCGGACACCACCCCCAAAUCUAGAGAAGUGCGUCGGUGGUUGGAGGUGUACUCUCGGAGUGGUUGUGAGCCCAGAGAUACCCUGGUGGAGGUGUGGCAGGAGUUGCCGGGAGAGACGCAUCACCUCUUCGUGCCUUCCUGUGUGUCGGUCCGCCGCUGUGAUGGGUGCUGCUCCGACGAGGCACUGGAGUGUGUGCCCUCAACUCACACACGUCUCCUAUCACAUGGAGGUACACACUCACACACUCUAUCAACCAUGGAGUACACACUCACAAACUCUAUCACCAUGGAGCCAUGGAGGUAA